AUGUCCGGAACUCCAGAUCACUUGAGGUCGAUUGUGAGUCCUGCCAGAUACAACGGGCGUGAUUGUUGCUGUGCCGUACCCCUUCUGUGCCUUACCCCUUCUGUGCCUUACCCCUUCUGUGCCUUACCCCUUCUGUGCCUUACCCCUUCUGUGCCUUACCCAUUCUGUGCCUUACCCCUUCUGUGCCUUACCCCUUCUGUGCCGUACCCCUUCUGUGCCGUACCCCUUCUGUGCCGUACCCCUUCUGUGCCUUACCCAUUCUGUGCCUUACCCCUUCUGUGCCUUACCCCUUCUGUGCCGUACCCCUUCUGUGCCUUACCCCUUCUGUGCCUUACCCCUUCUGUGCCUUACCCCUUCUGUGCCUUACCCCUUCUGUGCCGUACCCCUUCUGUGCCUUACCCCUUCUGUGCCUUACCCCUUCUGUGCCUUACCCCUUCUGUGCCUUACCCCUUCUGUGCCUUACCCCUUCUGUGCCUUACCCCUUCUGUGCCUUACCCCUUCUGUGCCUUACCCCUUCUGUGCCUUACCCCUUCUGUGCCUUACCCCUUCUGUGCCUUACCCAUUCUGUGCCUUACCCCUUCUGUGCCUUACCCCUUCUGUGCCUUACCCAUUCUGUGCCUUACCCAUUCUGUGCCUUACCCAUUCUGUGCCUUACCCAUUCUGUGCCUUACCCCUUCUGUGCCUUACCCAUUCUUGCCUUACCCCUUCUGUGCCUUACCCAUUCUGUGCCUUACCCCUUCUUGCCUUACCCCUUCUGUGCCUUACCCCUUCUGUGCCUUACCCCUUCUGUGCCUUACCCCUUCUGUGCCUUACCCCUUCUGUGCCUUACCCCUUCUGUGCCUUGCCCAUUCUGUGCCUUACCCCUUCUGUGCCUUACCCCUUCUGUGCCUUACCCAUUCUGUGCCUUACCCCUUCUGUGCCUUACCCCUUCUGUGCCUUACCCCUUCUGUGCCGUACCCCUUCUGUGCCUUACCCCUUCUGUGCCUUACCCCUUCUGUGCCUUACCCCUUCUGUGCCUUACCCCUUCUGUGCCUUACCCCUUCUGUGCCUUACCCCUUCUGUGCCUUACCCCUUCUGUGCCUUACCCCUUCUGUGCCUUACCCCUUCUGUGCCUUACCCAUUCUGUGCCUUACCCCUUCUGUGCCUUACCCCUUCUGUGCCUUACCCAUUCUGUGCCUUACCCCUUCUGUGCCUUACCCAUUCUGUGCCUUACCCAUUCUGUGCCUUACCCCUUCUGUGCCUUACCCAUUCUGUGCCUUACCCCUUCUGUGCCUUACCCAUUCUGUGCCUUACCCCUUCUGUGCCUUACCCCUUCUGUGCCUUACCCAUUCUGUGCCUUACCCCUUCUGUGCCUUACCCAUUCUGUGCCUUACCCCUUCUGUGCCUUACCCCUUCUGUGCCUUACCCCUUCUGUGCCUUACCCCUUCUGUGCCUUACCCCUUCUGUGCCGUACCCCUUCUGUGCCUUACCCCUUCUGUGCCUUACCCCUUCUGUGCCUUACCCCUUCUGUGCCUUACCCCUUCUGUGCCUUACCCCUUCUGUGCCUUACCCCUUCUGUGCCUUACCCCUUCUGUGCCUUACCCCUUCUGUGCCUUACCCCUUCUGUGCCUUACCACUGAUCACACUCCACUCCAGAUCACCUGA
Molecule: messenger RNA, 1644 nt
Organism: Closterium sp. Naga37s-1
Lineage: Eukaryota; Viridiplantae; Streptophyta; Zygnematophyceae; Desmidiales; Closteriaceae
Source: the annotation of a GenBank genome assembly